Hemibagrus wyckioides is the source of this 3953-nucleotide messenger RNA. It is a transcript of the gene sult4a1, whose product is annotated as sulfotransferase family 4A, member 1. Gene Ontology annotation, molecular function: sulfotransferase activity. Gene Ontology annotation, cellular component: cytoplasm. Bases 171 to 1025 code for a protein of 284 amino acids. The record is from RefSeq and is a predicted model, not a curated record. Gene Ontology annotation, biological process: sulfation. Lineage: Eukaryota; Metazoa; Chordata; Actinopteri; Siluriformes; Bagridae. The transcript is spliced from 7 exons.
CAUUACAUCACUUCAGGAGAAUGUGAUUGGCUGGAGAUCCAAGCGCCUGCAGACCUGCACGUCUUCGCCAUAACAACCGAACCUAAGCUACGCGAUAUCAAAUGCAUCUCUUUCUAUAUAACAACACAAGGAAUUAAUUGAACUGAUAUUCUACUCCUUGGGCUGUGAAGAUGGCAGAAAGCGAGGUGGACACGCCGAGCACCCCGAUAGAGUACGAGAGCAAAUACUUCGAGUAUCAUGGAGUUCGCCUUCCUCCUUUUUGUCGAGGGAAGAUGGACGAGAUCGCCAACUUCUCCCUCAGAAGUAGUGACAUAUGGAUUGUUACUUAUCCAAAAUCAGGUACCAGCUUGCUGCAGGAGGUAGUGUAUCUAGUGAGCCAGGGGGCGGAUCCAGAUGAAAUCGGUCUCAUGAAUAUUGAUGAGCAACUUCCAGUGUUGGAGUAUCCUCAACCUGGGUUAGAUAUUAUACAGGAGCUGACCUCACCUCGUCUGAUCAAAAGUCACCUGCCGUAUCGCUUCCUCCCCACGGCCAUGCAUAACGGAGAGGGCAAGGUCAUCUACAUGGCCCGGAAUCCUAAAGACCUGGUGGUCUCCUACUACCAGUUUCACCGCUCUUUAAGAACCAUGAGCUACCGUGGAACCUUUCAGGAGUUCUGCCGGCGCUUUAUGAAUGACAAGUUAGGAUAUGGCUCCUGGUUUGAGCAUGUGCAGGAAUUCUGGGAACAUCGCAUGGACUCCAAUGUUCUCUUUCUAAAAUAUGAAGAUAUGUACAAGGACCUGGGUACACUGGUGGAACAGUUGGCCCGGUUCUUGGGUAUCUCGUGUGAUAAGGCUCAGCUGGAGAGCAUGGUGGAGAGCUGCAAUCAGCUGAUUGAGCAGUGCUGUAACUCAGAGGCUCUGUCCAUCUGCAGGGGUCGCGUGGGCCUGUGGAAAGACAUCUUCACUGUGUCCAUGAACGACAAGUUUGAUGCUGUGUACCGACAGAAGAUGGGGAAGUCUGAUCUUACCUUUGAUUUUGGUCUGUGAACCAACCACAUGGCGAACAGGACUCAACCAAUCAGACCGACCUGCUCUCCUCGACACUGUCUGCACUCGCUAGAAUGACGCCUCAUACACCUUUUCAUCCUUCCCUUUCCUUCUUCACUUAGCUUAUGUGUUAAAAAACAAAAACAAACAAACAAAAAAAGUUGCUCCCCGGUAUUCGACUUGAAUCAGCACAUGUAAACGCAGCGAAGGUAAAAACCCAUCCAAAGUUGAAUGUAAAGAUAUUUUUUUUCCGCCCGGAGCUUCAUCAUCAAGUGUGUUUGCAGCGUGUUUGUGUAAUCCAGUGCAUCAGCAAUGCUUUAAAUGCUUUAGCCUGGUGACAAGUGUGAGUAAAAAUGCUUGGUGCAUUACAUAUUGUAUAGAUCUCUUCUUAUAGUACCCAUUUAUGAAAUGUAUAUUUAUCAAAAAAUAUAUAUGUCAUUUAUAUUCUAUAAACUAAAACCUCAUUACAAAGAGAGAGAUUCGCAAAUGUCUGCUUGAUUUCGUAGCUUUUUCGUAAGUAGAAUUGGCAAGAUGAUAUAUUGUAUAUGGAGUCAACCAAUCACAGGCCUGUGUGAAAGCAAACUGAAAUAUUUGUAAACGUCAAUCAGCUUUGUUUCUCUGUUCUGUUCUGAGAUUCCUGAAACUACGAUAAAUAUUGUUUAUGUUUGCUGAAGUGAACAGUAUUACAGAUGAUGUUUCUACACACGGGCAUGCAUGCUUGCCAGUUUACUCUCUGAGUGUGUGUGUGUAUGUGUGUGUAUGUGUGUGUUUAAGCAAUAUUUCAUCAAUGACAGCAGCCUGGUGUACUGUGUAAGCUCUGUAGUUGAGUCAGGAUAAUGCUUUCUGCUCACAGAUCAGCGUCUCAUCUGUCUAAAACCUUAGGAGAGAAGAACGGGGAUGGACAAAUCAGACAUCGAUUAGCGAGCCUUUGGACAUGUACAAGCUCUAAUUUACUGCACAGACAAGUGUUUUCAUUCCUUAGUCAUUUAAAAGAGAUGUAAUAUAGAAUGGAGAGCUAUCAGGUUAUGACUUCUUCAACGCAGCAUGUCAUGUUCGAGAAAGAGUUGAAAGAGUUAUAUGACGACUUCAUGCUACAUUUCAUUCUGCUCCGGUUUGAUACUUUGAACUAAGUCACAAAUCAUGAAUCACAAAGAAUGAGAACUUGAAUUUGAGUAAAUAAUGAAAGAUUGAUGUAGUGAAUUAAAGAAUGAGAUAACCUGAAAUAACAACAUCAUACCUUGUAGAAACAAGUUAAUAAAUGCAUAUCCUGAAAUGUGAAAUAACAUCAUAUUAUUUUAAGAUGAGAUACCACAAAAUAAUGACAAUAUUUUUAAACAAACAAGUUAAAUAAAAGUAACGACUUAACCUCAUGAACUAACAAGAUAAUGAAUUAACAUAGGGAUAUCUCUAAAAAAAAACGAGAUAACAUGAAAUAAUUCUUAUCAUAACAUAUCUUGAAAUGAGAGAAUUCGAAGUUAUAAACUGAUCUUGAAAUGAGAUGACAGGGUCAUGUCUUGAAAUAAUAAGUUAACAACUCUAAAUAACCGCAUAUCCAGAAACAGAAAAUAAUGACAUAAUAUUGUUAAAUGGAGAUAAAUUAUUAAAAAGUAAUGACAUUAUAUCUGGAAAUGGGAUAACUCAAAAUAAUGACUUAGCACCACAAUUUAGCAAGAUAAUAAUCUAGAAUAAUGGCUUUUUAUCCUGAAACUCGAUAACUCAUAAUAAGGUCUUGAAAAUGAGAUAACUCAAAACGAUGACUUAGCAUCACAAACGAACAAGAUAAUCAUUCAAAAUGACUUUGCAUCUUGAAAACAAGAUAACUCAAUAUAACGACAUUAUAUCUUGGAAUAAGAAAAUUUAAGAAACUCUAUCUGAAAUAAGAAUGUAAAAGCUUGAAAAUAGAAGUUAAAUCUCUCUCUGUAUAUAAAGUUAUAUCUUAUAUUCAAGAUCUUGAAAGAUAAUAAAAAAACAACAACACAACAUUUUAAAAUGAGAUAAAUAAUGGCUUAACGUCACAAAGUAACAAGAUAAACCCUUAAAACGAGAUAACUCAAAAUAACUUCUUGAACAUAAGAUAACUGAAAAAUAAUGUCAUAAAUAUAUUUAAAAACAAGAUAACUUAAAAUAAUAAUCAACCUACAAGAUAAUAACUCAAAAUAACGAGAUAUCUUGAAAUAAUGACUAACAAAAUAAUAAUAAUAUUCAGAUUGAUGAGAUAUCUUGACAUAUUGUGCAUGCUUGCUAGUUUACUGUCUGUUUGAAGUGUGUAUGGGUGUGUGUGUGUGUGUGUGUGUGUGUGUGUAUGUAUGUGUAUUGACUCUAACAUCAACAAGCAAGAUAAUAACUCAAAAUAUGAGAUAUCUAGAAAUGAGAUAACUCAAAAUAACACCUUGAAAAUGAGAUAACUCAAAUUAACAUAUCCUGAAAUAAUGUAAUUAUUAUUACAUAUAAUACAUUGGUGUAAUAUCUUAGUAAUAAUAAGCAACAUUUAAGUAAUAAAAGUUAAAAGUACAAGAUCUUAAGUUAAAAUGAUGUAAUGAAAUAAUGAAAUAUUUAGUUGAAGUAACUGCAGAAUAUACUGAAACCCAGUUCUUAGGUUACAAUUAGGUAGAAAUAAUAAUAAUAAUAAUAAUGAAUGCAAAAUGUUUUUAAACACACGAUUCACUGAUUCUGAAAAGGUCACAUCCAGGCGCAGUUGUAAAAGCUGAUAAAUGAGUCGUCUGCUCUCUAGAUACCCCAUCGAGGUGGGUCACACCACUGUGAAGCUCAUUGUGUUUAAAUAAACACAACAACAACAACAACAACAAACACUUCUGUGAAAUAUAGAGCUGGGAUGUAAUUGUUUCUUCCUCUGGUUGUUGAAUGAGAGAAGAUUAAAAAGAAAUGCUGUUGAAUUAAAAAAUAAAUCUCUCAGAUAUCUGAUGUGUC